This is a messenger RNA of Candida albicans SC5314, 2628 nucleotides long. It is a transcript of the gene CDC27, whose product is annotated as anaphase promoting complex subunit. The record is from RefSeq and is a predicted model, not a curated record. Lineage: Eukaryota; Fungi; Ascomycota; Pichiomycetes; Serinales; Debaryomycetaceae. Gene Ontology annotation, molecular function: protein binding. Bases 1 to 2628 code for a protein of 875 amino acids. Gene Ontology annotation, biological process: cell division. The transcript has a single exon.
AUGCAUUCUACUACAGGAGGAAGAAUAGGAUCAAGAUCAGGAUCAACCUCAACCUCAAACUCAAACUCAGCAGCUGGAGGAACAAGAGCGACGGGAGCCACAACAACAACAACCACGUCAUCAUCAACAGCAAGAAUAUUAGGUCCUACUCUUUUCCAAGAUGAAACCAAUUCUAAUCCUAAUCCUAAAUAUAUUCAACAAUAUUUAAGGUCGAUUAUUAUUCAUUCAUUAGAUACUUUAAAUUAUCAAAAUGCUGAAUUUGCCAGUGAGAGAUUAUUGGCUUUAAUGGAACAAAAACGUGAACAACAACUGCAUCAUCAUAAUCAUUCACAACCACAAUCACAAAGAGAUGAUGAAAAUGAUGAAUUUUUAGAUUCAAUCUAUUUAUAUUGUCUUGUAUUAUACCGACAAGAUAAAUAUAAAACUUGUUAUUAUAAAUUAAGUAAUUUGAAAAAAUUUGAUCAUCAUUUAAGUUGUUCAUUUCUUUAUGGUAAAUGUUGUUUAAAAUUGAAUAAAUUUAAAGAAGGGAUAUUUCAUUUGAUUAAAACUAAAAAAUAUCACGACAUAAAUACUAGUACUACUAACAACAACAACACGUCUAAAUUUUCUGGUGCAAACACAAGUAAUAAUGAUCGAUUCAAUAAAUUCAAUUAUGAAUAUAAUCGAAACAUUAAUCCUGAUAUAUCACUGAUUUAUCAUAUAUUGGGUGAUUUAUAUCGUGAGAUCAAUGAUUUGAAAAAUAGUUGUAUGAAUUAUACUUUAUGUUUGAAAUUAAAUCAAUUUGAUUUUGAAGCAUUUCAAAAAUUGUGUAAAUUGGGAGUUAAUAUUAGAGUCAAAUCAAUUUUCAAAUUUCAACACCAACCAUAUAGUAAAAAUAAUAUCAAUAAUGCCUUCACAAAUGUUAAUGUUAACACUAAUACUAAUUCAAAUAAUGAAGGACCAACAAUACCUGAUUUAACAAAUCCAUUUACUGAUAGAUCAUUCAACUCAAAAUUAACUCCAUCAAUUCACGUUGAUGACUUUAAUUUUUCAACACCAAGAGUGAAAACUACAAAUAAUAAUACCAGUAUAAGUUCCGAUGCCGCUUUACGUAAAUCUAAUUUGAACAAUGGAUCAACAACAAAUGCAAUCUCAAACAAUAGUGGAGGUAGUACCAAUAAUCCGAGUUCUAUCAAUGCUGCAGUUUCAGUGGCAGCAGCGGCGGCAGCAGCAGCAGCUUCAACUACCACGACAAACAAUAAUAACAACAAUUUAGAUUUCGAAUUUACCAAACCUAGUUACCCCGAUGAUAAAAGAAAAAGUCAAAGCACUUAUUUAAGAAUAACAUCAAGAUUGAUAUCACAGCCACAAUCUCUGCACAACCAGCACCACAACCACAACCACCAUCAACAACAACAACAACAACAACAACAAACAGGAUCAUCGCAGAUGGAAACACCUAAAAAAAGAAAUUUAAAGCGUAAUAACUCGGCUACGUUAGAUCCAAUAUAUCAUCAGGGCACUUCUGCAUCUAAUUCCACUACAAAUGCAAUUCCAGGUAUAAGUGCAGCAACAUCAUCACCUGCAACAUCAUCAUCUACUGCUUCCGCAUCAUCUCUAUCUUCUUCAUCAUCAAUUAUAAUUACUAAAGAGAUUGAAAAAAGUGAAAAACAUCUUUUGCAAUUAUAUUUAAAUUUAGGUAAGAGUUAUCGAAGUAUGUGUAAAUAUGAUUGUUACAAGGCAAUAAGAAUGUUAGAAACGUCAUUGAAUGAAUUUGAAAAAAAUACUCCUUGGGUUUUAAGUAAAUUGGGAAGAUUACAUUAUGAAAUUGUUAAUUAUCCUCAAUCAGAAUUGUAUUUCACCAAAUUGAGAAAAUUGGAUCGAACUCGUUUACAAGAUAUGGAAUAUUAUCUGACAUUAUUAUGGCAUUUGAAUAAAAAAGUUGAAUUGACUUAUUUAGCCAAUGAAUUACAUGAUUUACAACCCAAUGCUGCCAUCACUUGGUGUGUGAUAGGUAAUUUGUUUUCAUUGAUUCAUGAACCAAAUGAAUCAAUCAAAUGUUUCAAUAGAGCAAUCAAAUUAGAUAAAAAAUUCACUUAUGCUUAUACAUUAAAAGGUCAUGAAUAUUUCAGUAAUGAUAAUUAUGAAAUGGCAUUAGAAAAUUUCCGUAUUAGUUUAUUACUAGAUCCUCGUCAUUAUAAUGCCUUGUAUGGAUUAGGAAUGAUUUAUAUUAAUCUUGGUGAUUAUGAAAAAGCCGAUUAUCAUUUCCGUAAAGCAAUUUCCAUUAAUCCAAUCAAUAUAAUUCUAAUUUGUUGUUGUGGUAUGGUAUUGGAAAAAUUGAAUAAACGAACUUUAGCUAUUAAACAAUAUGAAUUAGCUCAUAAAUUACAACCAUUAAAUCCAUUACCAAUUUUUAAAUUGGGUCAAUUAUAUUUUAGUUUGAAAAAUUAUCUGUUAGCUUUGAAAAAUUUUGAAAUUUUGAAAAAUUUAGCACCUAAUGAAGCAAGUGUUCAUUUCUUAUUAGGACAAUUGUAUAAUUUACAAAAUGAUAAAUUUUUGGCAAUUAAAGAAUUUACCGUGGCUUUAAAUUUAGAUCCUAAAGGUAAUUAUUUAAUUCGUGAAGCUAUGGAAUCAUUGAAAAAGAGUUGA